Arabis nemorensis is the source of this 258-nucleotide messenger RNA. NCBI's taxonomy places the organism in Eukaryota, Viridiplantae, Streptophyta, Magnoliopsida, Brassicales, Brassicaceae. The record is from the annotation of a GenBank genome assembly.
AUGGAUCGGUGCCUCGCCGCGGAACGUCAUACAUCAAAGAUGAUGUCAUCUCACCGCAGAUCGUCACAUCUCAUCAAAGAUGUUCAAGUCUCACCGCGGAUCGUCAUACUUAUCAAAGAUGAUGUCGUCUCGCCGAGGAUCGUCAUAUCUCAAAGAUGUUCAAGUCUCGCCGCGGCUCGUCAAACAUCAAAGAUGAUGUUGUCUUGCGCAGAUCGUCACAUCUCAUCAAAGAUGUUCAAGUCUCGCCGCCUCUCGUAA